UUCAACAGUUCAAAAUUCAUACCUUUCUCGGCCUUUUGGCUAAGAUCAAGUGUAGUAUCUGUUCUUAUCAGUUUAAUAUCUGAUAUGUGGGCCAUUGGCCCGCACGAUAUUAAAUUUAUUUUUUGAAGGGGAGAUCCCAAUGCAGUAGCUUGCUACUGGGGUUCUCAAGCGUCGUCCUUGUUUUGCACUAUAGCAUGGGCCUGGCGCACCCUAUAACAUAAGUUUAAAUAUCUUUAAUGUUUUAGUUUCUGGUAAUUUUGUUGCUUGAAUCUUUUCUGUUGGUUUCAUAAAUGCUGAAAUCUAUGGUCUAUACUGUGCAGUGUGAAACCAGAGAUCUUAAAAAUUGUUGGGAUCAUCAGGUGCUCUGUUAUGAAACCUGUGUUCUAAUUCCUUGAAACUUCUUUGAAAGCUUUUAUUCCUUCUGCAUGAAUCUGCUUGCCAGCCUUUGUCUACUUUGUGGUUGACAUACCACCACAAACUAAAGGGCUCUAUCAUGUUCAAUUUACGUUGUUGAUGUUGUGUUGUGCAUGGUUGUUUUAAAUCGUAAGCUUCUUUUUAUUACUGGGUGACACUUGUUAGUAGUCUGUAUUUAUCAUUUAUAACGGGAUUAGUUUGGGGAAUACCAAGGGUAUAGGUUAGUGGAACAAUGCUGAAAAUGAAAUAUGACUCUUUGAAUUUAGCCACCUUUAAGUGUGGAAACUUAGAAGUUCAUAGAAGGGGGAAGGACAAUAAAGAAACAGAACUUUUUGUUUAAUUUAGAUUGGUUGUUGGGAUCUCGUGUUUUUAUUGCAAACAUAUAAUUUGAAUAAUUGUCUCUUGGUUCUUGCUUUUGAAGAUCUUUUUUUUAUUUGCAUAUGUCCUUUCAUCUUUCAUUGUUACUGUUAAUAGUAUUUAUACAAUGUUUUCAUUAAUUUAUUCGCAGAUGGCUGAUGACCAUCCUUAUGUUAUUCCUGAAAUGGAUCCUAUUCUAAGGAAACAAAUUCAGGAGUGUAACUGGCAGAUUGUUAAUGUUACAACUCCUGCAAAUUUUUUCCAUGUUUUACUGUGGCAUUUUUGUAGUUGGUACAGUGAUUUGAUUGAUGUUGGCUUUGUCACUUAAAUUUGUGUUGAUUUAUUUUCUCAUUGUUUCUUUUUGUUUUCUUGCAGAUACAUAGAGAAUUCCGUAAGCCUCUCAUUGUGAUGCCAGCUAAGAACCUGCUUCGUAGUAAGACUUGUAGAUCAAAUUUAUCAGAGUUCGAUGAUGUUCAAGGACACCCGGGUUUUGACAAACAGGGAACUUGAUUUAAGCGCCUCAUUAAAGACCAAAAUAAGCACUCAGAUGUUGAGGAGGGUAUCAGACGUUUAGUACUCUGCUCUGGAAAGGUUUACUAUGAACUUGAUGAACAACGAACAAAGGAAGAUGCAAAGGAUGUUGCAGUAUGUAGGGUGGAAAAGCUUUGUCCUUUCCCUUAUGAUUGUCCAACGAGAGCUCAAAAGAUAUCCAAAUGCGGAGGUUGUUUGGUGUCAAGAAGAGCCAAUGAACAUGGGUGGAUACACUUAUAUUUUACCCCGACUCAUAACUUCCAUGAAGGCUGUAGGUAGGGGAGGUUAUGAAGAUGUCAAAUAUGCUGGUCGUGCUCCCUCUGCAGCCACAGCUACUGGUUUCCUCAAGGUUCACCUUAACGAGCAGGCUGAGCUAGUUCAGAAAGCCAUUCAACGUGAGCCAAUCAAUUUCCCUUUACUGAGGCAUAGCAUAUACAUUGUUUCUCCAGAGUGAUGAAGGCAAUAAUUGGAGGUAGCUUAUUUUGCUUUUCACUUUUAUGUGUUCUGCCUUUGACAAGAUGUCAGGUAAGCCGAAAUUCAAGGUGUAUACUGUUUACUUCCGCUGAGGUAAUUUUUUCCUAUGUUACUAAGAGGCGAAACUUGAUUAUCCUCCAAUAAAAAUUGUUUAGUUUGUGAUUA
Messenger RNA from Glycine soja, 1941 nucleotides. RefSeq names its product 2-oxoglutarate dehydrogenase, mitochondrial-like. Gene Ontology annotation, molecular function: oxoglutarate dehydrogenase (succinyl-transferring) activity; thiamine pyrophosphate binding. Gene Ontology annotation, cellular component: oxoglutarate dehydrogenase complex; mitochondrion. The record is from RefSeq and is a predicted model, not a curated record. Lineage: Eukaryota; Viridiplantae; Streptophyta; Magnoliopsida; Fabales; Fabaceae. Bases 1370 to 1756 code for a protein of 128 amino acids. The transcript is spliced from 3 exons. Gene Ontology annotation, biological process: tricarboxylic acid cycle.